Athalia rosae (coleseed sawfly) is the source of this 2468-nucleotide messenger RNA. RefSeq names its product HEAT repeat-containing protein 3. The transcript is spliced from 6 exons. Gene Ontology annotation, biological process: protein import into nucleus; ribosomal large subunit biogenesis. The record is from RefSeq and is a predicted model, not a curated record. NCBI's taxonomy places the organism in Eukaryota, Metazoa, Arthropoda, Insecta, Hymenoptera, Athaliidae. The coding region runs from base 94 to 2004 and encodes 636 amino acids.
UGUCAAACAUGGCGACAGUCAUAGUUUUGUUCUUGUGACGAUAACCACGUGCGUUUACUCAGUGCCGCAUCGUGUAUAUCACAAUUAUUAACGAUGGGUAAACAUAAACGGGAAAGACGUAAACCCCAUAAAGAUAAUCCCACAGGUCUUCCUAGUAUCAAAGAUUUCGAAAAGAAUGCAGAGGAUUUCGACGAUGAAGAUCAGGACGGAGCGUUGCAACGAAUGAUCGAACAGUUGGGUUCCCCAAACGUGGAAGAUAAAUUAUCUGGCCUUCAGACAUUAGAAUCAAUGUGUACCAACGUUGAGCUAGCUUUGCAAGCAGCCAAAGAAGGAGUGGCGAGAAUAGCUGGACCUCUGCUGGUAGACGAUAACAAUUUAGUACGUGCAGCUAGUGCUAGUGCUCUGCGUAAUAUUGCCAACAAUGGAGGUUCAGAAGCAUGUAGAUUGCUGCUAGAAAACGACAUCAUGACUCCCUUGGCUGCCUUGUUACAAAGACACUACGCGUCGUGGCAACCUAAGCCUAAAGAAAAAGGUAAAACAGAUGAUGAGAAAGAGACCUUUAUCCAAGCUAUAACUCUGCUCUGGACUUUAUGUGAAAAUGAUGAGAAUGCUAUAAAGUAUUCAAAUGAAGGACAUCUUAUAUCGAUCCUGAUUAAAUGUUUAGAUAUUACUUCUCAUAGUUUGGAUAUCAAUGUCAUAGCUGCUCAGUGCAUGCUAACUUUGUCUGAAGACAAUCCUCUGGCAAUUAGUGAACUAAAAAAAUUUGAAGGACCUCUGCUAAGCUUGCUCAAAUUCACAACUGACAAGGAAUCUGACUUGUCCAGUGUCACAUUACUCAAGACUUUAGCUGCUGGUUUACUGAUGAAUAUAACGAACACUGAAGUUGAUUCAUCAAUCGUAUCCUGUCAAGUAGCAUUGACACUGGCAGAAACUUUGUCGAAUGAUCACAGAAAAUUAUUAAAUACCAUAAGUUCAUCCAUACCUGUUGACACGAAUAGUUUGACCAGUGAGUCUGAAAAAAAAUUGAGCGACAUAAAAAGGUAUAUAAGCGCACAACAACAGGCUCUCGAAAUCCUGGCUAAUUUGUGCUCUGAAGAUCAGCAAGAUGCGUCAGAAUCUGAUUUGGAUGAUUCAGACCCAGCUGAAGAUGAUAGUGAAUUUGUCGACGACGAAAUGUCUAACGACAAGUUCUACACUUCAACACUACCAAUAGAGCUCACAGAGGUUUUUGCAAGCCAAAAAAUAGUUGAUAAAAUUUGGGAAAAAACUAUCCUACCAGCAGAAAACGUCAGGCAAAUAUUAUCGGAAAACCCUGAGAGUAAAGACGUUUUAAAACAAGUUCAUAUACUCAGAUGCAGAGCAUUUCUGUGCCUGAAUAACUUGAUAUCAAGCUUAGACGUAGAUGGGCUUGGGGGAGUGGAUAAUUUGUAUAGAAUGUGGGUUGAAAUUGGUAAAGUGGUAUUUAAAGAGGCGAAUCCAAAUGAUAUUGAACUCCUCGAAUCAGCAACAGCCGCAAUGAGAGCUGCUCUGCAAAAAUUAGUCGAAAUUCACGCAGACGUUUUCAGCCAACUGAAAAUGAUCGAUGUCCAUGUUAUGCUCAAUGGAGAACAGCAGUGUUCGAAUCCUAACGUCAGAGUGAAUUUAGUUCGAAUUCUAGGUAAUCUCGCUCUGGCUUUUACGAGUACAGACACUGCCAAUGGACGUGAACUAGUUAAGCUUCUUUCAGAAUUUCUACUGAAUGCGUGCACUACCGAGUCCGAAGUGUGGGUAAUCGCUGAAACUCUAGAUGCUUUAAUGGAUGUUUACACAGAGGAUGAAACGAACGAAUUAGCUGCUCAGGUAGAAUUAGUAGAUAAACUUCGGCUGAUAGCACCAAUUUUGAAUGCCAAGAUUCGACAGCAGAAGAAGAAACUGGGCGAUAAUUUCCUUGUCGUGUCGACUGUUAGAACGAAUCUUAUUAGAUUCAUCAAAUACAAAGGAGCACAGUUGGCAAAACUCAAGUGAACUCCAGGAUUUUAGAACAGUAGAACUAUCAUGAGAGAUUAUUUAUAAAUCAUACGACGUCGCAUAUGUGAGCAAUCAUAUUGUUGUACCAUCAAUAUUUUUUUCAUUGAGGAUAUUUCAACGUGUACAUAAAUACGGAUAAUGCUGACGCUCGAUGUACGAGUGCGUAAAACAAUCGAAUUUUUUUUUAUUGAUUAACUGUGUAUGAUUAUUGCAGAUAUUGAUUCACUUUGUAAAUCAUUGUAAAUUAUACAGGCAGGUACCAAGAUUCAAGGUAAGAUGAGAAAAAAAAAUCUAUUUUUUAUCUGGAAAUAAAAGUCGAUAAAUGAUAUUUACGACGAGAGAAAAAUAAAAGAUCCAUUCGUUUUUUUUUUUCAAUAUUAUUUAUCAAUAAAUAAUGAAAAUGAUAAUUAUGCUAUGCUAAUGCUACAACACCAUAACAGAAUAUAUUAUACUGUUUACAA